CUUAUUCAGUCAGGGUUUGUUUUUUUUAAACCAAAGGAAACCACAUGUCAUGGGCAAAAAGCUCAUCUUGUUUAGUAAGUUUACCUCCUGCUCCCUGUCAACAUGACUUUUGUCUGCUAUGUUCAGAAUCCUCUGCCCCUCUACCUCAUCUGGUCGCUUAUUUUUAAGCCUUGUGUGUGUCAACAAGAGGAGAAUGUGACAGACUACAUGGACUACAGUUCCUUCAGCUUUGAUUAUAGCGGCAUUCCUCUGCCUUGUGACAAAGCGAACAACCACCACUUCCGCCUGUGGUUCAUGUCAACCUUCUACUCCAUCAUCAGCCUCACGGGACUGGCAGGGAACCUCCUGGUUAUCGUCAUGUUCAUCUACUUUAACCGCUUGAAGAACAUGACAGAUGUGUACCUGCUCAAUUUGUCAUUUGCCGAUUUCCUCUUUGCAUCGUCACUCCCCUUUUGGGCAGCUAAUUCCAUGGCUAACUGGAUGCUGGGUGUGGCUAUAUGCAAGAUCAUGUACACUGUUUACAAGGUCACCUCUUACAGCAGCAUGUUCCUCCUCUGUUUAAUCAGUGUGGACAGGUACUUUGCCAUCGCCAAGGCUGUUUCUGCUCACCGCCGCCGCUCCCAAGCUGUGUUCUUCAGCAAAGUGUCAUCCGCAAUUGUCUGGGCCCUAGCUCUGAUUGUCUCCAUACCAGACAUGAACUACACCGCAGUCAUCAAAGGAACCUGCACACCUUUCUCCAGUACUUCUGACCCCCUUCGCAUAAGCAUCCAGAUAAGCCAGAUUGUCGUAGCAUUUUCCCUUCCGCUCUUGGUCAUGAGCUGCUGUUACGUGAAAAUUAUCCAGACCCUUUGCCAGGCUCGGAACUUUGAGCGGAAUAAGGCCAUCAAGGUGAUUCUUGUCGUGGUUGUUGUGUUUGUGGUCUGUCAGCUUCCUUACAAUGUGGCUUUGUUUUGGUCCACGCUUGUCGUUGCAAACGGAGGCACUACAGAUUGCACAUAUGAGAACAACCUUGUGUAUACCAUUGAUGUCACACAGUGUGUAGCCUUUCUAAGGUGCUGUCUCAAUCCCUUUGUAUAUGCCUUUAUUGGCGUUAAGUUUCGCCACGACCUUCUGAGGCUACUCAAGAAAUCGGGUUGCCUGAGCCAAAAGAUGUUCUCCAAGUUGAACUCUAGAAGUACGAGAAGCUCGGCUGCCUUAGACACCACCACCACAUUCUCACCUUAGGGCGACACAGUGACAACUUGCUCCCACACACCUCAAGUAAGAAAAAAAGUCUGAAAUAAUAUUUACAAGUGAGCCUCGAUUUAGAACGGAGCUCUGCUCCCGUGGCUGUGAUGUAAACCGAAUUUGUACAUUCGUCUCAACAUGUUGUUAAUGUAACAGUAAAGUCAGAACUACAGUCAAUAUUUGUAGUGUUACGAAAAACCCUUUUUGGCAUGUAAUAUAAAGCGUUCAAAUGAAAAACAGCAACAGCAAAGGUUGGUGGUAACUGUGCAUGACUUCCUGUGUGGUGUGACAAUGUAACUGCGUGCAGUUUGAAACCUUGUACCUGAGUACCUCAUUAGUACUUUACCUAGCAGCUAUUGUAUAUAAGUCGCGUAUAUUCCAGUUAUUUUAGCCUUUCUCCCCGAAUGGAUUUGAUUUUGUCUUCCGUCUCCCGAUAAAUAUUUGUUGCAUUGCA
Molecule: messenger RNA, 1681 nt
Organism: Hippocampus zosterae (dwarf seahorse)
Lineage: Eukaryota; Metazoa; Chordata; Actinopteri; Syngnathiformes; Syngnathidae
Gene: ccr7
Product: chemokine (C-C motif) receptor 7
Exons: 3
Coding region: 103-1224 (373 amino acids)
Biological process (GO): immune response; G protein-coupled receptor signaling pathway; chemotaxis
Cellular component (GO): membrane
Molecular function (GO): chemokine (C-C motif) ligand 21 binding; chemokine (C-C motif) ligand 19 binding; C-C motif chemokine 19 receptor activity
Source: RefSeq, a predicted model, not a curated record